Molecule: messenger RNA, 3975 nt
Organism: Amphimedon queenslandica
Lineage: Eukaryota; Metazoa; Porifera; Demospongiae; Haplosclerida; Niphatidae
Exons: 5
Coding region: 113-3880 (1255 amino acids)
Molecular function (GO): protein binding
Source: RefSeq, a predicted model, not a curated record
UCUGUGCUACUGUAGCAAAUGAGCCACGCCCUUGUUUACUGAAUUUGUGCUUUUUAUUGGUCGUUUCUGGACGGAAUCUGCUAGACUAGUUGUUCCACAAAAGUCCUCAGCCAUGAUUGAUUUGUGUCAGUGGAGAGCUAGAAUAGGAUCUUGGAACUGUUCCCGCCAUUUGAGACAACCCAGUGCUUGUACUAGUACUGGUAACACUUACUGUGGAACUGAUAGAGCUAGCACUGGUAAUACUGCACAAGUGAAGACCCCUAGACUUGUUUUGUCUAUUUUUUGUCUUCUUAUCCUCCUCUUCAUAUCAGGAGAUGUGGAACUUAAUCCUGGGCCCACUCUUACAGAUAAGCCAACAAAAGAUGAGCUUGUUGAGUUAUUGAGUAGCUCAAAGUUUACUGCUGGUACUUGGGAACAGUUUGUAUGUUGUCUUCCUAACAUGACACAAGAUAUCAUUACUGGAAUCAAAGAGAGAGGAUCAAUAGAAGAGGAUGCCAUGAGUGCUGUAGCUCAACGUUGCUUUGAUAAUAAUCCUGAUAUAACAUGGUCAAUAAUCAGGACAUCACUUUUAAAUGCAAAUGAACACAUUUUGGCUCAGCAAAUUUUGACAGAUAGUAACAAGAAAGGGACAAAAGUAGAUGCCACUGUAACAGUUGAGACUACAUUGAGAAAGCAUUUUGCCUCUUUAUUUUAUGCCACUGAAGAUUGCUUGGAAUCUGUUACUGUGGAAUUUUUUUCUAAGAGCCUUAUUAGCAGAGAUGUUAGAAAAUCACCAUCUUUUUAUAAAAUUGCAAACGAAUUUGUCGCUUUGUUAUUUUUUUGUGAAGAAGAUAUGGCAGAAUUAGAAGAGAAUUGUCGUAACUUUGUACAUUGCCUUGCCAAAGCAGGUGGUCCAGCUAAAGAUGCAGCCAUUGCACUAGCUGAAGAUUGGGAGCAUGAAGUAUUGAAUAAACAUAAUUUGAAAUGGUCUCUUAUAGUUGGCAUUGAAACUUCCACUGAUUUAUCUAUUCCUUCAAAAAUUUCACUGAGCAUUGAUGAUGAAAAACCUCAAGAACUGGAAUAUUUUUUUAAGGAAUUUCUUUCUUUGAUGCUUGAUAUCAGAAAGUACUACAACAAGCAUUAUAAUGUUAAAGAUAUUGCUGGCUUUGUAACCGACUAUUUAGAAAAGCGUCCUACUACAGAGCUUCUAACUAAUUGCAAAGAUAUUAAUAGCUUAUUUGAAUUAGUUAGACCUCAUUACAGUUUUUUUGAUUUUGAUUUACUUGAAUACCUUGCAAAACAAUUUCCUCUUAAAAAAGAUCGCAAAUUAGAGCUGAAGUUUAACAGUUAUGUACAGAAAUUACAACAAUUUAAAAACUCAACUUCAAUAGAACAAAUGAAGGAUGCAAUAAAGCUAGUACCUCUACCACAUGAAGCCUCAGAAGUACAAUGUAAAAUUGUUAUUAAAUUGACUGGGGCCUGGGAAAAGAAAACAGUGGAAAAUCUUAAAAUCAUCAUUGAAUACCUUGAUGCUGAGCGUGCAAGACUGGUUGAAAUUGAUGAAGGAUCAAUCGUUGUUACAUUUCUGGCUCUUUCAACAUCACAAUCUCUUAUUGACAAAGUACAGAAUAAAAGUCAAUUCAUCCAGUAUCUUGGUAUAUUUGAAAUAAUCAUUAAUGAUGAAGUUAUUAUUAAUAGAGAGGAAGAUGUCAAGUUUACAUUUGAAGACUCACUCUUACAUGUCAUCAAUCACAUAGACAGUGAUUCAGAAUAUGAGAGAGUAGCACUACUUCUGAUAGAACUUAAAAUAAAUCUAAAUUACCAGAACACUGAUGGCCAGACUGCACUAAUGUUAGCUAGUGAAGGUGGACACAUUGAAAUUUUUAAAUCAUUGCUACGAAAUAGUGCCAAUCCAUUUCAGCUAUCAGCCAAUGGAAGAUACAUUGGCUUGAACUAUUUAGCAUGUACUGCUCUCUCUCAGCAUAUAUACAAAUCAAUUGGAGGAACAAAAAUUAUACCACGAGGUGACACUUCAGUUGAAGACAUGUUGGAAAUGGCUGUUAAGGAAAGAGGAGUGAGUAGUCAUUUUUAUGAGCCAUUCACGUAUGUCAUUGAAAAUAAUUUAAAAGAAAAGUUUCAAUGGCUACAAGAUUGCUUUUGUGCAUUAAACAGUAGUUUCCUUGAUGCAGCCACCAAUAUUUUAUCUAGCAAAGCCUUGGUAGCAGAAACAAAACAACACUUUUUAUCAUAUAUCAAAAAAGAUGCUACUGGUGAAGAUGCUCAUCAACUUGUGCAGUUGCUCCAGCCUCAUUACUCAUGUUUAAACAUUAACCUUCUCACAAAACCAUGUACUAUCACAGAGCCUAUCAAGGAACAGGUAGAAGAAUACAAUACUAACCUAAAGAUGUUCAAAGAUACCACUAGCCUACUGGAGCUUGCAAUGAUGACCAAAGGAAUGCAAUAUCCUGAUGAUGAUGGCUGUUCAAAAUUAAUAUUAAGACUCAACAAGCCAUGGUGCUCCAGGACAAUCACUGACUUGAAUAAAAUGGAAACUUUUUACUUAUCACCUAUUUCAUCCUUUAUAACCCUUCAGAAUGUACAUUGUGAUGCCUCCCACAGCCUUACAUGUACUUAUCUACUACCUCAAUUACAAAUUGAAGUAUUAGCAGAAGCAGUUAUUGAACAAAUAAUUUUUCUAUAUAAGAUUGGUGUAUUUGAAGCUAUGAUUGAUGAUAUUCCUAUCAUGAUGGAAGAUGAAGAUAAAUCAUUUACAUUUGAGGCUGCACUGCAGGAAGCACAUCAAACUAAUAAUGAAAAACUUUUAUUAUUUUUGCCUGAAAUUAACAUUAGUCUGCCUCCUGACACUGACCUCAUAAUUGCUAGUGGAAUUGGGCAAUUCAUGACUGUUCAAUUCUUACUAAAUAAAGAUCCAAAUAUUAACAUUCAAGAUAAUGAUGGAUGGACUGCUUUGAUGCUUGCUAGUAGCAAUGGACACUACCAGGUUGUUGAACUAUUACUGAGUAAAGAUCCAGAUAUUAACAUUCAAAAUAAUGAAGGAGUGACUGCUUUGAUGGAUACUAGUUAUAAUGGACAUUACGAGGUUGUUGAACUAUUACUGAGUAAAGAUCCAGAUAUUAACAUUCAAAAUAAUGAAGGAGUGACUGCUUUGAUGUUUGCUAGUGAAAAUGGGCAUCACCAGGUUGUCAAACUCUUACUUAGCAAAGAUCCAGAUAUUAACAUUCAAGAUAAUCAUGGAUUGACUGCUUUGAUGCUUGCUAGUCACAAUGGACAUCACCAAGUUGUUGAACUAUUACUGAGUAAAGAUCCAGAUAUUGACAUUCAAGAUGAUGAUGGAUGGACUGCUUUGAUGAUUGCUAGUCGCUAUGGACAUCACCAGAAAAUAACAACUCUUACAAAUAAUGAGAGAAAAUUAUUAGCAGCAGCUGCUGAAGGAGAUUUAGGAACAUUAUUUAGUAUGAUUUAUGAAGUUGGUAUGAGUCCAGGUACUCCACUGGUAGCCGGUAUAACUCCAUUAAUGAUAGCAGCUUCCUGUGGACACAUUGAACUAGUUGAGGCACUUAUAAAAGCUGGAGCUGAUGUUAACAAAAGAAAUGAUGAUGGAAUGAAUGCACUGGAUAUAGUGAAUGAUAUCAGCUUUUAUGAUCGAUCUGAUAUUGAAGAUUUCUUAAUUUCUAACACUCCAGCUGGUGAACCAGAUCCAGUAUCAAACAAUGCUGAGUCAACUAAUAAAAAACCCAACACUGUUACUGCAAUCAAGUCAAUAUUUGGCAUGUUUAAUUCAUUUAUGAAGAAAGCUUAUGACCCAUACCAUAGCAAGAAAAAAGAACUGAAGAUACCUCAUGGAAGAACUAAUACACAAUUCAGCAGUGACAAGUAUUGAUAUGUCACAGUUUGUGUCUUAAUCAAUGAUCGAUUGUUUAACUUUAAAAGUAUAUGUAGUGAACUUUUAUUAUGUUGUAGUACUAGAGACGUAAA